UGUUCAGAAAUUAAAAGUGGGGCACCAGGCCAAAAUAGAUUGGUGGCCACCUAUCGGCAAUGGCCGUUACUUUUAUAUUCACCCACACACACACAUAAUAGACCUGCUCACUUCUCUUUGAUGGCUUCGUCGUGUGUCUUUUGCCAUGAUUAGAUAGAGCCUUUUUCGUUAGAAACUAACUCUGUGGCGAGUAAUUGCAUUAAAGUCUUGAUGGUUAAUUUCUUGCUCAUCGCUACCAUUAAUUUGUUGAACCGUUUUUUGAGACGGUACGAGACCAAAGCGUCUGCUUGUCAUUUCGUCGUUCAUGUUUGACACAGAAGCGACCAAAUUGAGGCCUCUCUCUUCUGUUCUGCAGGUUGUAUAACAACAACAGUUCCAGCGGAAUGUAACAAAACAAACACUCGGUCAAGAGCAUUGACAAAUUGAUGAUCCUCAAAGGAUUUCCGAAGCACGCCACUAGGCUCAAGGAAAGACAACAACCUGGGCUCCAAUAGAUUGCCAGUUGCUUUUCUGCCAUCCACCAGUCAGGAUCUGUCCUACCCACCCUUGCCUCAUGCCAAAGGAGCAGCAUCAACUCUGGAUCUUCAUUCGCUGAUUAUUAUGUGCCAGUGAACUUUGCCACUUGUGGUUAUCCUCCUGUGAAUCUAUUUUUUUUUUGUGUUUGUGUCUAUUUCUCCCCCUACAAACAUCAUCUGAAAAUCAAGUUACACACAACCCCACACUGCUGCAAAGAUGAAGCCUGGUCUACCUGCCUCAGUCUCGCCCGCCGAGUACCAGUGGGCGUACUCGAUCGUCGAUUCGUCACGAGUUUCCACUUUCCUCAUUUCCAUCUUGCUCAUCGUUUACGGGAGUUUCAGAUCGCUGAAUCUGGAACAAGAAGCUCAAACCAAACAGUUGGAAAAGGACAAGGAGCGGGCCACGUUGACGGGCAUCACGACGCCGUCGGUCCCAUCAGAACCCAGUAUUUAUAGCUGUAAAUAUUCAAGCAGCAACCGCCUUGAUUCACUGACGUUGUUAUUCUUUCGCUCAGAUGUUCAGACGCUGGAUACCAUGCAAGCGCUCUGCCUGCCGCUGGGCGCUUCCGUUUCCCUGCUCGUCAUGUUCUUCUUCUUCGACUCGAUGCAGCUCCUCUUCGCCGUCUGCACGGCCAUUAUCGCCACGGUAGCUCUGGCAUUCCUAUUACUUCCCAUGUGUCAGUAUCUCAGCCGACCGUGCACUUCUGGAACAAAUAAAAUCUCAUUUGGCAUCUGCGGCCGUUUCACUGGGGCCGAGCUACUUUCCUUCAGCAUGGCCCUGACUAUUGUCUGCGUUUGGAUUCUCACCGGCCAUUGGCUCUUGAUGGACGCCAUGGGAAUGGGUUUGUGUGUGGCGUUCAUCGCUUUCGUCCGAUUGCCAAGCCUCAAAGUGUCGACGCUCUUGCUGACUGGCCUCCUCGUCUACGACGUUUUCUGGGUCUUUUUCUCCUCGUACAUUUUCAACGCCAACGUUAUGGUCAAAGUGGCCACCCGGCCGGCCGACAAUCCCGUCGGUGUCAUGGCCAAGAAGUUCCACUUUACUUCUGGGAUGGCCCGAGACGCCCCGAAACUUUCGCUGCCCGGCAAACUCGUCUUCCCCAGCAUGCAUAACGUCGGCCACUUUUCGAUGCUGGGCCUGGGCGACAUCGUCAUGCCCGGCUUGCUCCUGUGCUUCGUUCUACGCUACGACGCGUACAAGAAGUCGCAAUUGCUCCACUCGGCCGAGACGGGAGUGCCCCCGCCAAACCACUUCAACCGAAUCACGUACUUCCAUUGCUCGCUGAUUGGCUACUUCCUCGGAUUGCUGACAGCCACCGUUUCGUCCGAGUUCUUCAAAGCCGCCCAGCCUGCGUUGUUGUACCUGGUGCCAUUCACGCUACUGCCGCUCCUCGUCAUGGCUUAUCUCAAGGGUGAUUUAAGGCGGAUGUGGGAUGAACCGUUUAUUGCGCCUCCGCAACCCAAGCAGCUGCAUGUCUAGAUAAGCAAAACAAACAAAAAAAGACUCUAAAGAUACUAUAUUAUAUUAUACACAUCUUGAUUAGUUAUGAAUAUUUAGGUUACAUAGCAUCUGCAUCCCCUUCAAAAAUAAUAUCCCUGUUGUGUGUGUGCGUGUUACAAUACGUAGGCGAGAGAAAACUAACCGGCGAUUUUCAUUUCGGCUAGUGCCGGAAUUUUUUCUUUUCCGUUUGCUUUGAGAAAAACAAAAUAAUUCCGGCACGGAUGAACGACCGAGCUUUCAUUUUUUUUUUAUUAGAAAGAGAGGCGUGUUCAUCCAUAAAACAUUAGAGAAAGGGAGGAGUUGUUUUCUGGAAUUUAAAAAAAAUAAAUAAUAAUAGUUUGUUUGGGGAUAUCGCGGACUCCUAGUCAAAAGCCCAGCCGCCGGACCGAC
Messenger RNA from Daphnia pulicaria, 2403 nucleotides. RefSeq names its product signal peptide peptidase-like 3 (gene SppL). Gene Ontology annotation, cellular component: lumenal side of endoplasmic reticulum membrane; Golgi-associated vesicle membrane; cytoplasmic side of endoplasmic reticulum membrane. Gene Ontology annotation, molecular function: aspartic endopeptidase activity, intramembrane cleaving. The transcript is spliced from 8 exons. Gene Ontology annotation, biological process: membrane protein proteolysis. The coding region runs from base 733 to 1992 and encodes 419 amino acids. The record is from RefSeq and is a predicted model, not a curated record. NCBI's taxonomy places the organism in Eukaryota, Metazoa, Arthropoda, Branchiopoda, Diplostraca, Daphniidae.